CAUUAAAAGAAGUUUCCUAACCGAAUGCCAAAAGUUACUUCACUCCCUGUGUGUAUGUUUCACUUCACAUCCUGACUCGACUCCGAAACCUUCAUUUUUGCAGCUGAACAAACCCUAGAGAGCCGCACUGAUUCAAUUCGCUCUACUCUGUUCAACUCGGGAAUUGUUUCGUCAGGAAUUGAUGCAAAGAUGAGUUCCUUUUCUAUUCCACGCAAAAAGACACCUUUCCAGAAGCAUAGAGAAGAGGAAGAAGCAAAGAAAAAGAGAGAGGAUGAUGAAACAGCUCGAUUGUAUGCUGAGUUUGUGGAGUCAUUUCAAGGGGAUGCACCUGGGUCCAAGACUUUUGUUCGAGGCGGAACCAUCAAUCCAAAUGAGAGAGUAAAGACUGAUUCUGAAGGUGAAAAGUCCAAAGAUGGGGUAUCUGGUCCAAAAAAGGGAAGUAGGUAUGUUCCAUCUUUUCUGCCACCUCCCAUGGCAGUCAAGGGAAAAGAAUCUGAGAAGAAGAAGGAGGAGGAAAGACCAAAGGAGAAGGAAAAAGGGAAGACUCGGAAUAUAGAUCAUUUCAUGGAGGAACUGAAGCAUGAACAUGAGAUGAGGGAGAGGCGAAAUCAGGAACGUGAGCGCUGGCGUGAUGGGCGUGCCACUGAGAUUUCUACUCCAUCUAGUAGGUUUGAUGAACUGCCUGAUGACUUUGAUCCAAGCGGAAAGGGAUCAUUUGAUGAUGGUGAUCCACAAACUACUAAUCUUUAUGUUGGGAAUCUCUCUCCACAGGUUGAUGAGAAUUUUCUUCUGCGGACUUUUGGAAGAUUUGGGCCUAUUGCUAGUGUGAAGAUAAUGUGGCCUAGAACAGAAGAAGAGCGAAGACGACAAAGAAAUUGUGGAUUUGUAGCAUUUAUGAAUAGAGCUGAUGGACAGGCUGCAAAAGAUGAAAUGCAAGGAGUUGUUGUGUAUGAAUACGAGUUGAAGAUCGGGUGGGGUAAAUCUGUAGCUCUUCCAUCACAGGCGCUGCCUGCUCCACCACCAGGACAUAUGGCCAUCAGGAGUAAAGAGGGUGCCACUGUAAUUCUCUCUGGUCCAUCAGGUCCGCCAGUAACUUCGGUCCCAAAUCAUAACUCUGAACUGGUUCUUACUCCAAAUGUUCCUGAUAUAAUGGUUGUUCCACCUGAUGAUGAUCAUCUCCGCCAUGUAAUUGAUACAAUGGCUCUGUAUGUUUUGGAUGGAGGAUGUGCUUUUGAACAAGCUAUCAUGGAAAGGGGCCGUGGGAAUCCUCUUUUCAAGUUUUUGUUUGAGCUUGGCUCAAAGGAACAUACAUAUUAUGUUUGGAGGCUCUAUUCUUUUGCUCAGGGUGAUACUCUUCAAAGGUGGCGAACAGAACCUUUUAUCAUGAUAACUGGUAGUGGAAGAUGGAUGCCACCACCUCUGCCCACAGCAAAGAGCCCAGAGCAUGAAAAGGAGUCUGGUAACACAUAUGCUGCAGGAAAAAGCAGGCGGGUUGACCCGGAACGAACUCUGACUGAUCCUGAGAGGGAUGAGUUUGAGGAUAUGUUACGUGGCUUAACAUUAGAAAGAAGUCAGAUAAAGGAAGCUAUGGGUUUUGCUUUGGAUAAUGCUGAUGCUGCAGGAGAGAUAGUUGAAGUUCUAACAGAGAGUCUGACACUUAAAGAAACUCCAAUUCCAACUAAAGUUGCAAGGCUCAUGCUUGUCUCUGACAUUCUACAUAAUAGCAGUGCACCUGUAAAAAAUGCUUCUGCAUACCGCACCAAAUUUGAAGCCACACUGCCUGACAUAAUGGAGAGCUUUAAUGACUUGUAUCGUAGUAUCACUGGGAGGAUCACUGCUGAGGCCCUCAAGGAACGAGUUUUGAAGGUAUUGCAAGUAUGGUCAGACUGGUUUCUGUUUUCAGAUGCUUAUGUGAAUGGAUUACGGGCCACUUUUCUCAGAUCAAGUACUUCAGGUGUUCUCCCUUUUCAUUCUAUAUGUGGUGAUGCACCAGAAAUAGAAAAAAAGAUCAACUCAGAAGAUACAGGUGGAGGAAAAAUCAACCAAGAUGUUGCAUUGGCAAUGGGCAAAGGAGCAGCUAUGAAGGAGCUAAUGAGUCUCCCCGUUGCUGAGCUCGAAAGACGUUGCAGACAUAAUGGAUUAUCUCUUGUUGGUGGUAGAGAAAUGAUGGUUGCCCGAUUGCUCAGUCUUGAAGAGGCAGAAAAGCAGAGGGUCUAUGAGUUAGAUAAUGACUUGAAAUUUUCUCAGAGCUAUUCAAGUUCUAGUAAAUUUUCAAGUGGGCACACAGAAACAAAUGUUGAACCGGAGCCAGUGGGAUUGUCAGGGUGGGAUCUUUAUGGGGAGGAUGGGGUGCAGUCUCAAAGCAGAGGGUCUACAUCUAUAGCAACAGCCUUUCCAAUUCCAGAACCUGAAUUAAAAGCCUUCACAAAGAAAGAGAAAAAUGAUCCAGUUCUGCCAGCCUCUAAAUGGGCUCGAGAUGAUGAUGACGGCUAUGAUGAGCAAAAAGGAAGUGCUAGAGAUUUGGGGUUGAGCUACUCGUCCUCUGGAAGUGAAAAUGUUGGUGAUGGUCCAGGUAAGGCUGAUGAUGAAAUGGAGUUUGGUACUGAUGCUAGUGUUCCCAUGCCACCUGACAUUGGGAUGAAUGAAGAGCAGAGGCAGAAGUUGAGACGUUUGGAGGUUGCUUUGAUGGAAUAUCGUGAAUCCCUUGAGGAGCGAGGGAUAAAAAGUGCAGAGGAAAUUGAGAGGAAAGUUGCAAUCCAACGGAAACGGCUAGAGUCAGAAUAUGGUUUAUUGGAAGAUGUUCCUGGGAACAGUAAGAGAACAUCUUCAGAAAGGAGGGAUAGAAGGGAUGGUAGCCGUGAAUCUUCAAGAAAGCGACACCGUAGCCAGAGCAGAAGCCAGAGCCCACAGCGGAAAACAUUAACCAGGGACAAUGAGAGGGAAAAUGAUUCUGACAGGGAGCGGGAAAGGCACAGGGAUAGAAAUAGAGCUCAUGAUUUGGAAAGUGAAAGGUGUGAGAGGGAUCGCCAUGAAAAGAGUGGGAGUAAAGAGCGGGAUGAUCACGACAGAGAGAGAGGUAGAGAAAGAGAGAGAGAGAGGAGGAGACGGGUAAAGUGAGCUAAUUGGUUUAUGGUGGCCAGACUGAGUUGACCCUUUCUAAAUGCCGGUGCAUGCAAUACUAUGGAAUGGAGUUGGUCUGAGUGUUGAAGUGGGAUGUUUUAAAUGGAGAUUAAUUUGGCAUACCAGUGUCUCCAUGGAACGUCUUUCCAGUUUUGAUAAAUGAUGUGAAAAUGCCCCUUCCUGGGAACAACACAAGGGUGUAAAAUGCUGCUUGUUAAAAUAUGUUAGAUGUGUUUUUUAUUUUGCCCUUAAAAGUAUAACGUCAUGGUUUUGUUCAGUGCUCAAUGAUUGAUUCAAUGUAUGGCUGCAGCAAAUUGCAUACA
Messenger RNA from Hevea brasiliensis (rubber tree), 3443 nucleotides. RefSeq names its product protein RRC1. Gene Ontology annotation, biological process: RNA processing. The record is from RefSeq and is a predicted model, not a curated record. Gene Ontology annotation, molecular function: RNA binding. The transcript has 18 exons. The coding region runs from base 190 to 3117 and encodes 975 amino acids. NCBI's taxonomy places the organism in Eukaryota, Viridiplantae, Streptophyta, Magnoliopsida, Malpighiales, Euphorbiaceae. Gene Ontology annotation, cellular component: nucleus.